This is a messenger RNA of Cordyceps fumosorosea ARSEF 2679, 2367 nucleotides long. RefSeq names its product CDC45 family. Gene Ontology annotation, molecular function: single-stranded DNA binding; chromatin binding; DNA replication origin binding. Gene Ontology annotation, cellular component: DNA replication preinitiation complex. The coding region runs from base 1 to 2367 and encodes 788 amino acids. Lineage: Eukaryota; Fungi; Ascomycota; Sordariomycetes; Hypocreales; Cordycipitaceae. The transcript is spliced from 2 exons. The record is from RefSeq and is a predicted model, not a curated record. Gene Ontology annotation, biological process: mitotic DNA replication preinitiation complex assembly; DNA replication initiation; double-strand break repair via break-induced replication.
AUGUACUUGCCGCGUUCGUUAAUAUCCAAGCUCUACAUUCACCUCCAAAACUCGCGACAUCCGCUCUCUCCUCCUGUCCUCAUCCUCGUCGCCCUCGAGCCCGACGCCCUCUGCGGCUGCCGCAUUUUGACGCGACUGCUCAAGCAUGACUACAUCCCCCACAAGAUACAACCCAUCUCGGGUUAUGACGACCUUCAAAGGGCCGGCAAGGAACUCGUCAUGCCCAUGAUGCAGUCGCAGGGUGGCGCUGGCGGCCUGGUCGUUUGCCUAGGCGUUGGUGGGAUGGUCGAUCUCGGCCCGCUGCUAGGUCUCGAGCCCGAGGGUGACGAGAAUCCUUACAGUGGUGUUGAGGUCUGGGUGCUCGAUGCUCACCGUCCGUGGAACUUGGCCAAUGUAUUUGGUGGCUUUCCACUGCAGCCCUCAUCCGACAGCACACCAACCUACCAGUCACGUAGCCCCGUUGGCAUAUCAGGUGGUGCGAUUGGACGCGCCUACAACUCUGACCGCGGCGGCAUUGUCGUGCUUGACGACGGCGAUAUCGAAGAAGAUCUCAUGCCGGAACGUGAUGCGUACCUGGCGCUGGUAGACAUGCCGGAUAUUGAGAACGACGGCGCCGAAGACUACGGAUUGAGCAAUGAGGAUGACAACGGCGCCCCCCCGGAGCCCCGAGCCCUCGCCGGUCGGAAACGCAAGAGCUCGUCCGGCUACAUUGACGGGUUGAGCGACGACGACGACGAGGACGAUAGACCCCACCAACGACGGCGGAGUAACUCAAUGGGGUCGUCAUUUUCGGAGCCCAUCUCCUCCAUGAUGUACUCGCUGGCCUCGGAACUCGGUCGGGAGGACAACGACUUGCUGUGGCUUGCAAUCGUUGGUGUGACGUCAAUGGAGCUGUACGGAAAGUCAUCGGCGGGCGUGGCUGCGCCAGUUCGGGGCUCGGGUGGAAACCGACCAACAGGUUGGAUGGGAGUGCGUGGCGCGCGCCUCCGCCAGUUGUUGCGAGAUGAGGUUCGCCGAUUGAACCCCCCCGAGAUGACCAACGGACGCGUUGCUCCCGAGAACACGGGCGUCAUUCCGACAACGGCACGCAGCCCUGAAGACACCGCCAUCAGGCUAUCGCCAGAGCCACGCUUCCUCCUCAUCCGCCAUUGGAGCCUAUACGAUAGCAUGCUGCACUCUCCAUACUUGUUCUCGCGUUUAAAGACGUGGAGUGAUAGUGGGAUCAAGCGCCUGCACAAACUCUUGGCUAAAAUGGGGGUCAGCCUUGCACAGUGCAAACAGAGCUACACACACAUGGACAUGAUGCUCAAGCGAGAGUUGCGAGCCAAACUGCUCCAGUACGGCGGCAUGUACAAUCUAGAGGAGAUGGUACCAGCGGUAGACACGGACGGUAAGGACCGUGCAGGGGCCAAGGAUGGAUGGGGUUUCGUGCGGAGCUGGGGAUGGCGGGCAACACUAUCUGCGCAGGAUGUUGGUGUGGUAAUCGGUGCUCUGCUCGAAGUUGGCAAGCACGCUCAAGCCUUGGACCUGUCGUAUGCUGCCAGCCAGGCUAGCCGCGAUAUUGAAGAUGACGCCGAGGUUGCGGCACAGGCACAAGAAUGGGUUGGGCGAUUCUGGGAGGCCUACGAUGCGCUGGAAAACAUUGACGCUUUGAAAGCUGCCGUACCGAUCGCCCAGUUUCUUCAUAGGGCGAUCUACAGAACCGGCACAUCGCUUAUCAACAAGAAGCAAAUCAAACACUUGCGGGCAUUCAGGCUCUGCCUGGUCAAGGACGGUCCUGAUGUAUCACUCUUUACUCAUCCUUCGGCAUUGACGAAACUGUCCUUGUGGAUUGGAGAGGCGCUCGCCGAACAAGAGCAGGAAGCGAGCGGCAAGCUGUCGCAUGGAGGUCGCGGAACGCCGUUGGUGGUGGCCAGUCUGCACGAAAAGCGCGGAGUGUACGUCGUGGUCGGCACUGGUGGUGGCGGCGGCCCUGACUCUGCAUUCAUGGCCAAGGAGGCAGCGAAGCAGCGGCAGCAAGUCAAGGAAGCCAAAGCGAAAAAGAGGGAAGAAUCUCGCCUGGCAAAGGAGCAGGUGAAGGCGCAAAAGAGGGCGGCCAGGGAGGCGGCGGGCGAAGAUGUGGACGAGCUGGAGACGGAGUCGGAGGACUCGGAGGGGUCGGAUUCGGACGUCGAUGCGGACGAGGAAGAGGGCGAGCAGGGCAAGGGCUACGGACUGAACCGAUUUGGCAGCGCGUUUCAGGAAGUGAUUGUCGAGACGAGUGCGCGAGUGAGAAUUGACAGCUUCGAGCACUGUGUGGUGGAAGUGAAGAAGGAAGACUUGAGUGGCUUCCUGGAGAGCCUGAGCACGAAGGUUGUGGUUGGGUAG